UUGUCUCUUCCUCUCGUUUCCUUCCGAGAUCUGAUCAGAUCUCUCUUUCUCUCUCAAAAUCUCGGAUCUGAUUCGAGAGAUACGAUGGGGCUGACAUUCACGAAGCUUUUCAGCCGUCUGUUCGCGAAGAAGGAGAUGAGAAUCCUGAUGGUGGGCCUCGACGCCGCUGGUAAAACCACCAUUCUGUACAAGCUCAAGCUUGGAGAGAUCGUCACCACCAUCCCCACCAUCGGUUUCAAUGUAGAAACUGUGGAAUAUAAGAAUAUCAGCUUCACUGUUUGGGAUGUUGGGGGUCAAGAUAAGAUCAGACCACUAUGGAGGCACUAUUUCCAAAACACACAGGGCCUUAUUUUUGUUGUUGACAGCAAUGACAGAGACCGUGUCGUUGAGGCAAGGGAUGAGCUCCACAGGAUGCUUAAUGAGGAUGAAUUGCGAGAGGCCGUGUUGCUUGUUUUUGCUAACAAGCAGGACCUUCCUAAUGCAAUGAAUGCUGCUGAAAUCACUGAUAAGCUUGGCUUGCAUUCCCUACGCCAGCGACACUGGUACAUCCAAAGUGCAUGCGCUACAACUGGUGAGGGAUUGUAUGAAGGGCUUGAUUGGCUCUCCAACAACAUUGCGAACAAGGCUUGAAACAGUCACUGUGCUUUGUUCAGUCAGGGAUUACAUUGCAGGCAUUCGUCUUUUUACAGAUGGGUGAACACAGCAUUGCAGACUUCGAAAACCAUCUAAUUUUUUUAGUAUUAUUUCUAUGAACUCCGUAUUCCUUUUUGUGUUUGUGUUUGUGCAAUUUCUUCUCAAAAUGAAAUCUUGUUAUCGGUUUAUAGGACUGUAAAAUCCUUUUUGUUAUGGGUUUGUUUGGAUAUUUUUCGUAUACAAAUUGUAUUUUGUUUGUCU
Magnolia sinica is the source of this 894-nucleotide messenger RNA. RefSeq names its product ADP-ribosylation factor 2-like. Gene Ontology annotation, cellular component: cytoplasm. The record is from RefSeq and is a predicted model, not a curated record. The transcript is spliced from 6 exons. Gene Ontology annotation, biological process: vesicle-mediated transport; intracellular protein transport. Lineage: Eukaryota; Viridiplantae; Streptophyta; Magnoliopsida; Magnoliales; Magnoliaceae. Gene Ontology annotation, molecular function: GTP binding; GTPase activity. The coding region runs from base 85 to 630 and encodes 181 amino acids.